Molecule: messenger RNA, 768 nt
Organism: Symbiodinium sp. CCMP2592
Lineage: Eukaryota; Dinophyceae; Suessiales; Symbiodiniaceae
Source: the annotation of a GenBank genome assembly
AUGUUCCUGAUCGAGAACGGAUAUUUCGGAUGUCCCCAGAGCCUGACAUUCGAGAAACUACUGGUCAUCGCUUUCCGGGAUUUCAAAGCAUUCCAACGCCACACCGGUCAGAAAUGCUCACAAACUAAGUUUGUGCCGAGGUUUGUUUGGAAGCCUGCGACACAUGGGGCUCAUAUGGGCCACAAAGGGCACAAUGGCAAGAUCAUCGCUUACUGGCUUGGCGAUUGUGUGCAAAAGGCUGUGGCACGAUCUACGGAGCCCCACCGAGAAAUCUGCAAGUGGCUACUUCAAAGCCAAGCCUGGCCGACUGACGAACGACUAGAACUUAUUGCAGUGACAAUGCAAUCGCUGUGUGCUUGGUUCCAGGAAGUGGAAAAGCAUGGUCGGUACCUGACUGUGGCAGCAGCCGAUACAAUCUAUGACCAUGGUAUGAAGUACCUCCGGUGCCACCUCGUGCUGUGCAAGAUUUCUAUGAGGAUGAUGAAGCUUCAUUGGCAUAUCCGUCCGAAAAUGCAUGCCUUUCACCAUCAGUUGAAAGACGUUCGAUGUCGACGAUUGAACACGAGGCACUUCCACACGUUCCGGGAAGAAGAUGCCAUGAGGUGGCUUAAGGGGGUCGCUCAUCGGAGCGACAAAAAAAAUUUGGAGCAUGCAGUGAUCAAGUACAGCAGAUAUCGUCUGCUUUCGAUGAGACGUAGAAUGUGUCACCUGAACCGCAAUGCGACCGAAAGAAAUCGCUUAAAAAUCUGGGGGCGCACUCGCCGGUGA